CCGGUGAUGGCGGAUGGAGGUGGUGAGGAUAAGAAGAUGAAGGUGUUGGUGGCGGUAGAGGAGACCGAAGGGAGCUUAUAUGCGCUGUCAUGGGCACUCGAUAAUCUCUUCACGUCCGCCAGCGAUGUGCCGGACAAGACGGAAUCGCUGGGCAGACUCGUCCUUAUCCACGCGCAGCAGCCACUGCAGCACUUCAUGCACCCAGUUGGACCAUGCAUGACUGAUCCCCAUCACCCCGUUUAUGCCACCUCGUCGGUGAUAGACUCCGUGAGAAGGGCGCAAGAGCAGAACUCACGCAAUUUGCUCGAGAGAGCGACGCAAGUUUGCAGAAGCAAACUAGUCGAAGCGGAAAUGGUCAUCGUAGAUGGGGAUCCAAAGGAGAUGAUAUGCCAGUUCGCGGAACAAAUGCAAGCCGACCUCCUUGUGGUGGGGAGUCGCGGUCUAAGUAAGAUCAGGAGGGCAAUCCUGGGCAGCGUGAGCGGCUACUGUGCUCAUCACGCAACAUGUCCCGUCCUUAUCGUGAAGCCACCCAAGGGAAAUCAUCCGUAGCGUAGCUUGGAUGAUAAUGGUAGAUUUGGAAACGAAUGGAUGUAUUUAGAACCUUCUGUUGUGUAGUAUGAAUGAUGGUGUCUUCGAGUGAUCUCUUUGUAAA
Musa acuminata subsp. malaccensis (wild Malaysian banana) is the source of this 652-nucleotide messenger RNA. NCBI's taxonomy places the organism in Eukaryota, Viridiplantae, Streptophyta, Magnoliopsida, Zingiberales, Musaceae. The record is from RefSeq and is a predicted model, not a curated record.